Tripterygium wilfordii is the source of this 1378-nucleotide messenger RNA. RefSeq lists its product as uncharacterized. The record is from RefSeq and is a predicted model, not a curated record. Lineage: Eukaryota; Viridiplantae; Streptophyta; Magnoliopsida; Celastrales; Celastraceae. The coding region runs from base 533 to 1264 and encodes 243 amino acids. The transcript has a single exon.
UGUGAGAUGGCCCCUGGAGAUUUGAGAAUAAAUGGCCUGCAUAUCAAAAACCAGCCUCUUCUUCAGUCCAUGAAUCUGCCAAUGGACUUGCUAUAUGUAGAAAUUAACGGGCCGCAAUCCCUACUUUCUUUGGGCUUGGGCCUGUUUAGGUGAAGUAGAGACAUGAAAAUGCGAAGGUAACUUUAAUCUUAGACGCACCCCUACAUUUAUUAAAGGUAAAAACGUCAACACUGAAAUUACCAUGUGAGGCGGGUCCCACGAGUGGCAGAAAGAACCGGACUCUCGCUUCGCCUCUUCAGUUGACUUUGACUCGGUUUCUCCGGGCCAGCCGGCAAUGGCAUCAUCUUCCUACGUAUUGCAGAGAUAAGUCCCAAUCUGAGCCGUUCGUGAACGGGACUUAUGACGUCUCCUUAGUCCUUAAUCCCCAAAAAAAUUGGGAUAGAGGAACUCACUCGCAGCCUCGCUUCUUCCCUCUCGUGGAGGGCACGUCCUUAGCGUUCUUUUGACCCGAUUUGGGCCCGACUACCAGCACAUGGACUCCAACGGCAUGACCCGAUUCUGCCACCGUCAAUCACCAUCCUCCGACCGCUUUCUCGGCGCCUUCACCCACUCGCCGCCCUCUGAAUAUCCCUCCACCUCCACUACAUCCAUCUACGAUUUCAACGAGCUCAGCGAGGACGAUAUAUUCUUCAGCCCCGACUUCUCAUCCUCCGCCCGCACCGACCAUCGUAACAACAGGACCCCUGUCUCCUCGUCCUCCCCUUCCCCCCGCCACCAUAGCAAGAACUUUCCUCAGCCUGAAUCUUUCGGCAUUCUUGCUGCCCUAGCAGAACAUGAACCGUUCCUGAAGCUCAAGACCUUCCAAAAAGCCUCGAUUUCCGCUUCCGCCUCUGCCUCCUCCUCUGUCUCCUCAUCCUCGACCUCCUCUUCGCGUCUUAUUCCCUCAAUCCCUAAACCGCCUCAGGACCGCCUUCCUGCUCUAUCUUCUUCGGCGAAAUUCCACCAACACCAGUCAGCCCCGGUGAACGUGCCGGUGUUUGCGCGGGUGAAGAGUAAGCAGAAGGAGUUUGAUGAUAUUGACGACGAGGAAGAGGAAGAGGAGGGAGGAGAAAUGCUUCCGCCACACGAAAUUGUAGCAAUGGGGUCUGCGCGGUCGCCAUUUCUGGCCUGCUCGGUGCUUGAAGGAGUUGGGAGAACCUUGAAAGGAAGAGAUCUCAGGCAGGUAAGGAAUGCAGUAUGGCGGCAAACGGGUUUUCUUGAUUGAUUGCUGUGAUUUUUUUGCUUGUACUGUAAUUCUUUUGUUUUUCAUCUCUUCUUGAUGUUAUUGACUAUGUAUGACAUUGUUGAAAUAUCAAGUUAUUUAUCUUUGAUGACCAAA